GACAAGAUCAACUGUUGACUUGCGCAAGAUGUUUCUUGACUCGGUUGCAAUAGACAGACCGUAUGGUCGCUCGUCAGCCGGACAAAGCCUGUAGAGUCGCAAAGAAAGAAAGAGUAGAGAAAGAAAAAUAAGAAGGAGAAAACGGAGCCUCCGUCCACUUAUGGGCGGUUUAAUGGAGGGCAGGCUCUGGGCUGGGCUGCUGGUGUUGGUCUCGUGUCGAUCGCCAGACCAAAAAGGGCCUUGGAUUCGCUCUUUGGCAAGUCACCAAAUACAAGAGUACAGUAAUGCUCAAUACGUAUCAAUCAGUUUGGGGGCAACCGUCAAAAGGCACGAUGAUGUUAUUAGAGUUUGUCGACUGCCACUGCCACAUGCUUCAGGUCUAUCCUGGACAACUGCCCUUGUUACUGCCUUUCCAAGACACAUGGCCGAAUUUGUUGGGGGGACGCUUGUGACGCGAUCUUGGCACCGUGCCCCAUAUCCAUGCCCACGCUUCAUGACCCAUGCUGAAUGCUCAAGUCCAAGUCCAAGUCCAGGGUCUGGUGAGCAGCCGACAUUACAGACAGACAGCUCUAAAGAUAGCUCUACACCAUGCAUGCAAGUUAGUAUGUAUGUAGUUAUGUACGGAUCCCGUAGAUGGAGCGAUGGACGGGACGGAGAAGCGGCAUUCCAAUUCCCCAGUGUCUUUUGCGUUUCACAAUCGAUAAGGAAAUCUUAAGGUUGAUCGCUGUGUACCAUGUGUAUGCGUACACACUGUCUGUGCUGUACUGUAUUGUGCUGUGCCGUGUACGGUAGCACUCCCUGUACUUUAAUUGAACUCGACUCUUGGUCCCCCCUCAAGCUCAAGGUCCCGUUUCUGAUCGCCCUCUGUCCAAGACAGAAGACAAGUUACUACGGACAGUCAAUGACAUUGGAAGCCGUUCUGCGGAUUACACUACGACUCUAGGCCUAACCCGACUUCCUCAAGGCCCACACAAACUGACAA
Molecule: messenger RNA, 982 nt
Organism: Truncatella angustata
Lineage: Eukaryota; Fungi; Ascomycota; Sordariomycetes; Amphisphaeriales; Sporocadaceae
Exons: 1
Coding region: 161-715 (184 amino acids)
Source: RefSeq, a predicted model, not a curated record